Molecule: messenger RNA, 2220 nt
Organism: Tinamus guttatus (white-throated tinamou)
Lineage: Eukaryota; Metazoa; Chordata; Aves; Tinamiformes; Tinamidae
Source: RefSeq, a predicted model, not a curated record
AUGCGGAUCCGGUUUUCCCAGCGCGUUGGCCGGCAGCUCCGGGAUUUCCUCCCCCGGGGCUCGGGAAUCGUCACGCGGCGGCCGCUCAUCCUGCAGCUCAUCUUCUCCAAGACAGAAUACGCCGAAUUCUUGCACUGCAAAUCCAAGAAGUUCACGGAUUUCGAUGAGGUGCGGCAGGAGAUCGAGGCGGAGACGGACAGAGUCACCGGCACCAACAAGGGCAUCUCCCCGGUGCCCAUCAACCUCCGGGUGUACUCGCCGCACGUGUUGAACCUGACGCUCAUCGACCUGCCGGGGAUCACCAAGGUGCCCGUCGGGGACCAACCGCAGGACAUCGAGUACCAGAUCAAGGAGAUGAUCCUGCAGUUCAUCAGCAGGGAGAGCAGCCUGAUCCUGGCCGUGACGCCGGCCAACAUGGACCUGGCCAACUCGGACGCCCUCAAGAUGGCAAAAGAAGUCGAUCCUCAAGGCUUGCGGACGAUCGGAGUGAUCACCAAGCUGGAUCUCAUGGAUGAAGGCACCGACGCCCGGGAUGUGCUGGAGAACAAGCUGCUUCCCCUGCGGAGAGGCUACAUCGGCGUCGUCAACCGGAGCCAGAAGGACAUCGACGGGAAGAAGGACAUCCGGGCGGCGCUGGCGGCCGAGCGCAAGUUCUUCCUCUCGCACCCGGCCUACAGGCACAUGGCCGACCGCAUGGGCACCCCGUACCUGCAGAAGGUCCUCAACCAGCAACUGACCAACCACAUUCGGGAGACGCUGCCCUCGCUGCGCAGCAAACUCCAGAGCCAGCUGCUCUCCCUGGAGAAGGAGGUCGAGGAAUACAAGAACUUCCGUCCCGACGAUCCCACGCGGAAAACCAAAGCCUUGUUACAGAUGGUCCAGCAGUUCGGCGUGGACUUCGAGAAGCGGAUCGAGGGCUCCGGAGACCAGGUGGACACGCUGGAGCUCUCCGGCGGGGCCAGGAUCAACCGCAUUUUCCACGAGAGGUUUCCCUUCGAGCUCGUGAAGAUGGAGUUUGACGAGAAGGAUUUGAGGCGGGAAAUCAGCUACGCCAUUAAAAACAUCCACGGGGUGAGGACGGGGCUCUUCACCCCGGACUUGGCGUUCGAGGCCAUUGUGAAAAAGCAGGUGGUGAAGCUGAAGGAGCCCUGCCUCAAGUGCGUCGACCUCGUUAUCCAGGAGCUAAUCAAUACCGUUAGGCAGUGUACCAGUAAGCUCGGUUCCUACCCCAGGUUACGGGAGGAGACGGAGAGGAUCGUGACCACUCACAUCCGCGAGCGGGAGGGCAAGACCAAGGACCAGAUCCUGCUGCUCAUCGACAUCGAGCUCUCCUACAUCAACACCAACCACGAGGACUUCAUCGGUUUCGCCAAUGCCCAGCAGCGGAACACGCAGACCAACAAGAAAAGAGCCAUCCCCAACCAGGGUGAGAUCCUGGUGAUCCGCAGGGGCUGGCUCACCAUCAACAACAUCAGCAUCAUGAAGGGCGGAUCCAAGGAAUACUGGUUCGUGCUCACGGCAGAGUCCCUUUCCUGGUACAAGGAUGAGGAGGAGAAGGAGAAGAAAUACAUGUUGCCGCUGGAUAAUUUGAAAAUCCGGGAUGUGGAGAAGGGAUUCAUGUCCAAUAAGCACGUCUUCGCCAUCUUCAACACGGAGCAACGGAAUGUGUACAAGGAUCUCCGUCAGAUCGAGCUGGCCUGCGACUCCCAGGAAGACGUGGACAGCUGGAAAGCCUCAUUCCUCCGAGCGGGAGUUUAUCCGGAGAAAGACCAGACGGAGAACGAGGACGGCGUCCAGGAAAACACCUUUUCCAUGGACCCGCAGCUGGAGCGGCAGGUGGAGACGAUCCGGAACCUCGUCGACUCCUACGUGGGCAUCAUCAACAAGUCCAUCCGGGACCUCAUGCCAAAGACCAUAAUGCACCUCAUGAUCAACAACCCGGAGACCCCCCGCGGCACCGACCCGACCCACGAUCAUCCGCCCGGCCGAGCCCUCCCUGCUGGAUUAAUCCCGGUGCCGCUCGGGAUGGCGGGGAAGGAGGGCGGGAUCCGCCGCCUCUCCGCUCCCCUUUCCCAAGGAGCCGCCGGCGCCGGAUGGACCCUGCAGGAUCAUGGAUUUGGAUCCGCUCCGGGAUGGAGGGAGAUUCCCCAUCCGGACGGACGGAUCCGCUGGGAAGGGGACGGCCUCUCCCGCCGCCUCCGUGUCCCGUGGAUGAAGUAA